This is a messenger RNA of Cryptomeria japonica (Japanese cedar), 979 nucleotides long. RefSeq lists its product as uncharacterized. Bases 19 to 780 code for a protein of 253 amino acids. Gene Ontology annotation, molecular function: O-methyltransferase activity. The record is from RefSeq and is a predicted model, not a curated record. The transcript is spliced from 2 exons. NCBI's taxonomy places the organism in Eukaryota, Viridiplantae, Streptophyta, Pinopsida, Cupressales, Cupressaceae.
UCUUGAUUACAGUUCAACAUGGCUCUCGCAGCUCUGUCCACGGCCUUCUCGUUCCUGAAAGCAGCGAUGAACAAGAAGGAGCUCCUUGCGACGGGUCAAGCAGGGGACGGGCGAGAGAAAGCUCUGCUCGACCAUGUCCUCACAACAGCUGAAAAGGGCAAUCCCCUUUCCGUCUUAAAUGUAAUGGACGCUUAUGCAAAGACCUCUAGCUGGUUCAUGAACAUUGGUGACGACAAGGGGCCCAUUUUAGAUAAGGCCCUUGAGAAAUAUAGUCCAAGGAUAGUUCUUGAGCUCGGGACAUUCUGCGGGUAUUCCGCUGUGAGGAUUGCUUCGCAGUUGCACAAGGAGGGCAGUAAGCUUCUCACACUCGAGAUGAACCCAGAUAACUGCAAGAUCGCCAGGCAAAUCAUAGAGCACGCAGGGCUAUCAUCCAAAGUGGUUGUGGUGGAAGGGAAGUUCAACGAGCGUUUUGAACUAGCCAAGAAAUUUCUGGAGGAGAUGAAUUCCCGUCAUUUUGAUUUCGUUUUCAUUGACCACUGGAAAGACCGCUAUAUGCCAGACUAUCUUAUCUUGAAGGAAAAUUCUAUGCUGGGCAAUGGCAGCGGAGUAUGUGCAGACAAUAUGGGGGCUAUCAUGGGACCCGCCGACUUCAGGAAAUAUGUGAAAACGCAUCCAGAAGAACUUGAGACGUCUGAAUUCAAAAGCAAUGCUGAGUACCUAUGGUGGUUCCCAGACAGCGUCACUGUUUCUACCUUUAAUCUACCAAGUUUUAGUAAAUAAUUCAUUACGGUCCACACUUUAUGUAUUGUGUUUGUCCUUAACAAACAUGAAGUGCGACCUACUUUUUAAGGCUGGCAAUGGAAAGGGACUUGCCAUCGUAAAAUCAAACAUGAAGUGCAACUUUGGUGGUUGGUGUAAUGUGAAAGCAAAGUUUAUGUUAUAGGUAAUUUAGUUCAAAUUUUUCAGGGAAGAACACUAG